AUUUCCACGGUCCAUUUCCUUCUUGGAUUCCAAGGUUCUUCCAAAGUUCUUUUGAUUCUUCGCGUGUUCUUCAUACCAAACAUGCUUCGAGCCAAGCGCCAAAACACUCAGCCUUUGGAGGAUUCCUCCGUGGCCCCCGAAACAUUCACCGACAGCCUCCCACUCCCAAAGCUGAUCGCUUUCGACCUGGACUACACCUUGUGGCCGUUCUGGGUCGACACACAUGUCAGCGCCCCUGUCAAGGCACGCGACAAUAACUCCCGUGCCGUAGACCGAUGGGGAGAGUCCUUCGCCUUCUAUCCAGCAGUCUCGUCCAUAGUCUACGCCUGCAAACAUCGCUCGAUUCCACUGGCUCUCGCAUCCCGAACCCAAACCCCAGAUCUGGCGCGUGACAUGCUCAAAUCCCUACAUAUCAUCCCCACCUUCUCCGAUAACCCCGCCGCGAACGCUAAGACCAUCCGCGCCCUCGAUUACUUUGAUUUUAUCCAGAUCUUCCCCGGGAAUAAGACAUCGCAUUUCUCGAAAAUUCAGCAGACGAGCAGUGUGGCUUAUGAGGAUAUGCUGUUCUUCGAUGAUGAGGCGCGGAACCGGAACGUCGAGACGGAGUUGGGUGUCACAUUUUGCUUGGUGCGCGAUGGGAUGACCAGGGAAGAGGUCGACCGGGGCGUUCGAGCUUGGAGAAAGCGCAAUGGUAUCAAGCCAGAGACCGCUGAGGAAUCAUGAGCUCCAUUGGGUGUCUUAUCCGAUCCUACAUUGGGGGUGUUGCGCUUUAGACUUGGUUUUCGAUAUUAGAUACCCCGGCUCGGAAUAUAUGACGAAUGCAUUUUCCUACACUAUACAUUUCAAUGUCAAGUUGAAUAGUAACAUUUGAAACUAUAUUGUAU
Penicillium samsonianum is the source of this 884-nucleotide messenger RNA. Its product is annotated as Mg-dependent acid phosphatase. The transcript is spliced from 2 exons. Lineage: Eukaryota; Fungi; Ascomycota; Eurotiomycetes; Eurotiales; Aspergillaceae. Bases 82 to 723 code for a protein of 213 amino acids. Gene Ontology annotation, molecular function: acid phosphatase activity. The record is from RefSeq and is a predicted model, not a curated record.